UCUUCUUCCCUCUCUCGGGCACAAGGACUCAGCAACCAUGAAACUCCUCAUCCUCACCUGCCUCAUGGCUGCUGCUCUUGCUAUGCCUAAACUUCAUCACAGAAAUGCAGUAAACAUUCAAAAUCAAUACCAGGACAGCUCUGAGGAACAACAGGAGUCUGUCAAACUGCCUAUUUAUCUCAAGUUCACUGAGAAAUUCUUCAAUGACCUGAACAAACAGAGAGCUAUUCUGACAGAACAGAGUGAUGAAAUCAAGCAAACUAUGAAUGAACCAACUGAGGAACAAGCAAUGGCAAGCGCUCAGCAGGCAGUCGCCAGCGCCAGCUCAUCAAGCGAGGAAACUGUGAAUGCUAUUUCCAAUGUCAAUGAGGAACAGCUUAAGAGACAGAUCAAAUGCAACCAACAAUGCCAGGUAAUAUUUUAUUCACUAUAA
Messenger RNA from Alexandromys fortis (reed vole), 433 nucleotides. It is a transcript of the gene Csn1s1, whose product is annotated as casein alpha s1. The coding region runs from base 38 to 433 and encodes 131 amino acids. The record is from RefSeq and is a predicted model, not a curated record. Lineage: Eukaryota; Metazoa; Chordata; Mammalia; Rodentia; Cricetidae. The transcript is spliced from 12 exons. Gene Ontology annotation, biological process: response to estradiol; response to 11-deoxycorticosterone; response to progesterone. Gene Ontology annotation, cellular component: extracellular region.